This is a messenger RNA of Lycium ferocissimum, 1848 nucleotides long. RefSeq names its product protein ACCELERATED CELL DEATH 6-like. The record is from RefSeq and is a predicted model, not a curated record. The coding region runs from base 219 to 770 and encodes 183 amino acids. The transcript has a single exon. Gene Ontology annotation, molecular function: protein phosphatase 1 binding; protein phosphatase regulator activity. Gene Ontology annotation, cellular component: plasma membrane. NCBI's taxonomy places the organism in Eukaryota, Viridiplantae, Streptophyta, Magnoliopsida, Solanales, Solanaceae.
CUUUCUUUUGGUCAAAGGAAAACAAUGGCGUUUAAUUUCUCCUUUGGAGAUUAAUCAAGAAGAGUUUAAUAUAGUUAACUUUUUCUAUAUAAUGGUUUUGCAAGCACGGUUAAUGUAUUCGGGGCUAGCAAGACAAUAGAGGUUAGAUAGCUCUGACGGGAGUAAGAAGUAGGUUAGGUCACCUGUCCAUAAAAAAGAUCAAUAGCCCUAAUAUAGGGAUGCCGUGGAUGGAUUUUAGUCGUAUACGAUGGGAUGAUGAUGAAAUAAAGAAAAGGGAUGAUGAUGAAAAAGAGAGCUAUAACUAUAUUAUUAAUCAUGCAGCUCAAAUGCACCUAGUUGUGGCUACACUAAUAGUGACGGUCACCUUCGCUGCCGGUUUCACAUUGCCAGGAGGUUUUGAGAGCGACCGCGAUAGCCCUAAUAAAGGGAUGGCAAUUCUUACGAGGGACACAGCAUUCCGUGCAUUCGUUGUUACCGAUGCCAUAGCCUUCGUAUGCUCCGCGGGCUCUGUGUUCAGCUACUUCAUCAUGGCAUUGUAUCAGGCAACCACCAAAGAAGAGAGGAGAGUUAUAAUAAACAUUUAUGAGGUUGCAACGACUUUGCAGUUUCUCUCAAUGUCAGCAGUUGUAAUUGCAUUUAUAACUGGUUUGUAUGCUACUUUGGCACAUUCAGGUGGUCUUGCUGUUACUGUUUGUGUCAUCGGUUGCCUCUUUUUCCUAAUUUACGUGUUAGUUUUCUAUCUUAUAAUCAGAGAAUUAUCUGGGAUUUAAACUCUAGGGGGUUCAAAAUUUUAAUUUUUUUAGCAUCAAACCAUUAUAUUUCUAAAGUUAUGGGUUCAUAUCUAGAAUUUUUUAUAAUUUUAGUAAAUUUUUACACAUAAAUUUAUACUCCGCAUCACAAGUUUGGAGUUCAAUUGAACCGCCCGUUACAAUGCUCCAUCCGCCUCUGCUAGUUAUAAUUCUAAGAUGAUUGACUGAAGACAUAUGAGUAUAAUGCAUGUAGUGUUUCGUUAUGUGUUGUAUGUUGUGCUAUUUAGUAUAUUCAAUGUAUAUGUAAGAAUAUUUUGCAUCAUUAGGUAACCUUUAUUUAUUGUCGGAUUAGUUUCAGCACAGUAAAUGUGGCACCUAAGCAGAAAGAUAAAAAGAUAAACUGACAAAAUAGUUCUUAUGUUUGAGGUAAGGCUCAAAUAGUUCCUUAUAAGUAUAUAAUUAACAGUUAUGAUCCUUUAAGUUUGAGAAAAGUUACACUGUAUGCUUCAAUUUGUACAUUCUAUAAAUAUGUAGAAUGUACUAAAAUGUCCCUUUAUAUUGUGGUCUAAAACAUGCCAUGUGAAAAAUUAAAAAUAAAGAGUUGUCAAAAAACAAAAGAUGCAUUUUUUAAACGGGCUAAAAAGGAAAGACAAAUAAAUUGACACAAGUCGAUUCGGUUAGGAUUUCUCAGUUUUUUUUUUUUUUUCCUAUUUAAACCCAAAAUGGAACCAGAUGUCGUCAAUUUCUAAAAUUAAAGAGCAAACAAAAAAAAUGUCGUUUUUUUCCCAAGGUUUGGUUUGGAUUUUCAUUGAACACCCCUAACUACAGAUGUUUAAUCAGAAUGAGACCUACUUGAGGUGUUUAAAUAGAAAAUUGUGGCAACGUAGGUGUCUCCGUCUGUAUUAAGCCUAUAUAGAAUGAUGACCGGUACAUUCAAUGAAACAGUAUCGCAGACAAGCUACUUUCUUUAUGGGACUGAAGAUCCUCUGUCUAUUAGCAUACUCGUAACCUACGGGAUGGUGGUUCGAGUCAUCCUGUGAUUAGAGAAGAACACAGUUGAUCCCUUGGGUCGGGGGUGGGGGGGGGGUGGUGGGAGGAA